This is a messenger RNA of Colletotrichum chrysophilum, 696 nucleotides long. RefSeq lists its product as uncharacterized. Bases 1 to 696 code for a protein of 231 amino acids. The record is from RefSeq and is a predicted model, not a curated record. NCBI's taxonomy places the organism in Eukaryota, Fungi, Ascomycota, Sordariomycetes, Glomerellales, Glomerellaceae. The transcript has a single exon.
AUGCACUUCCUGCUUCUCGGCGCGACAGGGCGUACUGGCAAACAUGUUGUGUCUGAACUCUUGUCUCAAGGACAUACAGCAGUAGCUCUCGUCCGCUCUCCUGGCGGUCUUCCAGACAGUCCUGGCCUCACCAUCGUCACUGGAUCGCCGCUAUCAAAGCCUGAUAUCUCAUCAGCUCUUUCGGCUACGCCUCCUCUAACUCCUUCCGCCGCCAUCAUCACCCUGAACACAGUCCGCGAGUCUGACAGCCCUUUCGCACGUCAGCUUUCACCUCUCCGCUUCCUAGCCGACUCAUGCGCCAAUGCUUGCGAAGUCCUCCAGCAGGCCGGCGUCCGUCGUAUCGUGGUCAUGUCGACAGCUGGCGUUGGUGAUUCUUGGUCGAAGAUGCCAUGGCUUUCGAAGGCAUUCAUGAGCUGGACCAACAUCAAGUUCGCCCCGGAAGACCACGGUCUCGUGGACAAGGAGAUCCGUUCUACAGAGAUGGAGUGGACACUUGUUAGGGCAGUAAGACUCGAAUUCGAUGACCCUAAGUUACCGAGUCAGACCAACACCAAGGCGGAAGUGGAGACGCUGGGUAGCGACGGUGCCGGAAUACGCGUGACUGACAGCGUCAGUGUUCGUAGUGCGGCAAGAUUUCUCGUCAAGGUUGCAGUUGAGGGUCUCUUCAUCGAAAGUGCAGUGGUAAUACGGGAUUGA